This is a messenger RNA of Loxodonta africana (African savanna elephant), 563 nucleotides long. It is a transcript of the gene ZCCHC13, whose product is annotated as zinc finger CCHC-type containing 13. Bases 48 to 563 code for a protein of 171 amino acids. The transcript has a single exon. The record is from RefSeq and is a predicted model, not a curated record. Lineage: Eukaryota; Metazoa; Chordata; Mammalia; Proboscidea; Elephantidae. Gene Ontology annotation, molecular function: nucleic acid binding; zinc ion binding.
CUCCAGGGCAACGGUGGGCCCUCUCACUGGAAGAUCUCACUACAGCCAUGAGCAGUAAGGAAUGCUUCAAGUGUGCACACUCUGGCCGUUGGGCUCCGGGAUGCCAUAAAGGAGGGGGAGCUCGAGGGCGCAGAGGUAGAGGCCGUGGCAGAGGUUAUCCGUGCGGUUCCACCACCCUACCUGACAUCUGCUACCGCUGUGGUGAGUCCGGUCAUCAUGCUAAGAACUGUGACCUUCUCGAGGACAUCUGCUACAACUGUGGGAGAAGUGGCCACAUGGCCAAAGGUUGUAUCGAGCCUAAGCGCGAGAGAGAACAGUGCUGUUACACGUGCGGCAGACCAGGCCAUCUGGCUCGUGAUUAUGACCCUUUGGCAGAGCAGAAGUGCUACUCUUGCCGCAAAUAUGCGCACAUUCAGAAAGACUGCACCCAAGCCAAGUGCUAUCGGUGCGGUGAGACCAGCCAUAUGGCCAUCAACUGCAGCAACACAAGCGAGGUCAACUGCUACUGCUGUGGCGAGUCCGGUCAUCUAGCCCGGGAAUGCCUCAUUGACACUAUUGCUUAA